UGAAAUGAAGGACAUCAACGUCCUGUUUUUCCCAAGCUCAGACAUACAAGGGUGAGUUUUGCGUUUUAGUGAAGUGAAAUAAAAGAAUGUAUAUCUUUAAUUAAUUUUUUCUAUGUUUGGCGUACCAACAGGCCCAUGAAAAUCAAGCUAAUGUUUCAUGUUCUUGUUGAGAGAACGUUGCUUUUGUUUCAUUGUUUUAUCAAUACCACAUUGAGGGAAAUCUACUGUACUGUAUCAAUCAGCCUCUCUCUUAUCUCUUUUAUCUCCCUUUCUAUUUGUCUCAAGUUCUAAGAAAGAAGUUGGGCUGACUGUCAGGUAUGAUAUUCUCUAUUUUGUUCUUAUAAAGAAUAUUUUAUAAUGUACAGAUCUCACUUGAGCUUUUGAAUACCAGGAGUAACAUUGCUGUUGUUUUUUCCCUCUCUUUAUGUGUCAUCCAGCCUGUUAAACUGCAGUUUGAAUACUGAUCAGAUGACCAGACUGUGUCAAUUGCUAUCAAGAUGUCCUGGCCUCUCUGUCCUAGAGUAAGUAAAAAUGUACCCAGUGUUCUUGAGCAAGUCACAUCACACUGUGGGUAAAGACACUAAAUAAGUCAAGAGAAUCUGACUUUCUGUUUGGUGCUAUGUUGUGACCCCUGCAGUCUGUCAGGAGGCCACAUGAAGGCUGAUACUCUCAAGGCCCUGACUGACUCUCUACAGAAGCUGUACAUCUCCAAACAGAUUGUGUAAGACUGAUAUUUUAUUUUAAGUGUUAUACUUUUUAUAAAGUCAUGAUCUUGUGCCUGUCCCAUAUUAUGUUUGAAACUAGUUAUGUAGCCUAAUACGGUUAUUGUCUGUGUCUUGACAGUCUGAAUAACAGCCACAUAUCUGUUGAUGGGCUGAUGAUUCUGACCAGUUUCCUGUCUGUAUGUCCUGAUGUGGUUCAAGUGGACAUCAGGUAUGUUGUGUAUAGCACCCAUUAUUUUUCUUAGAUAGAGCCAAUAUAGACAGCACCCUUUCUGUGUGUGUAAACUGCAACCAGACUAAAACCACCACACUACACCAUCACUUCCUGGUGGCUUCACUAUUCAGAGGGUGUCUCGCCUGUCAAGAGGUUUGCUGUAGGCCCAAACUAUUAUACAACUUUUUUUUAGAAUGUCUUGUAAAUUCCUCUCAGAGCCUUCCCACUGGGCACAAACGUCAAUUCAAUGUCUAUUCCACGUUGGUUCAACGUAAUUUCAUUGAAAUGACAUGGAAACAACAAUGCCCAGUGGGUUACCACUCACUGUUAUGCAUUUUUCCCAUGCAUCCCCAUGACAGGCUGCAAGACCCUGUUCGUGUGUCCAUGCUUUUUUCUAGUGGGAUAGAGAAAUACAAGAUUUCUAAGAGACUUUGGUAUGUACAAUAUUUUCACUUGUAUAUUACUAAUGAUGUGGAUAAUGGUUUUGUACUGUAAGUGGCAUGACAUUGUCUCUGCUUUUCAUCCUCUUUUCCCAUGGUCCCUGUGUGCAGUCUGAUUGGCUGUGCUCUUCGUCCCCCUCACUUGGACCGUCUGUGUGGGAAUCUGAGAGACUGCUCUGCUUUGACUAUGCUGGAGUAAGUGUGCUCAGAGAGAGGCUGUCACGAUCGUCAUAAUAAGCGGACCAAGGCGCAGCGUGAUAAGCGUACAUUCUUUUAAUGAGUACACACACGAACAAAACAAUAAACGAUACGUGAAGUCCUAGGGUUAAACACAAACCUUACGGAUCAAGAUCCCACAAUACAAAAGUGCCAACAGGCUGCCUAAGUAUGGUUCCCAAUCAGAGACAACGAGAAUCAGCUGCCUCUGAUUGGGAACCACCCUGGCCAACAUAGAAAACACGAACUAGAACACAACAUAGAAAAUAACACAUAGAAACUUCACACACUGGCUCAACAUAUAAGAGUCCCCAGAGCCAGGGCGUGACAGUACCCCCCCAAAGGACAGCGGACUGCGACCGCGCCAACCAAACCCAACAGGGGAGGGGCCGGGUGGGCAUUGCACCUCGGAGGCGGAUCCGGCUCCGGGCGUGACCACCACUCUCUCGCUACCCCCCCGUAGCGCCCCUGGUCUGGUCUGGCCCCGCUGGCCGGAGCUGGACUGGACACCGGUGGAGCGGAUUGCUCAGGCUCCGGUGUGGAGCAGCUGACCGGUGCCUGACCAGGCACCACUGGCUUGGUGCGGGGAGCAGGAACAGGCCGGACCGGGCUGACGACGCGCACCACUGGCUUGGUGCGGGGAGCAGGAACGGGCCGGAACGGGCUGACGACGCACACCACUGGCUUGGUGCGGGGAGCAGGAACGGGCCGGACCGGGCUGACGACGCGCACCACUGGCUUGGUGCGGGGAGCAGAACAGGCCGGACCGGGCUGGCGACGCGCACCACUGGCUUGGUGCGGGGAGCAGGCAGAGGCCGGACCGGGCUGGCGACGCGCACCACUGGCUUGGUGCGGGGAGUAGGAACAGGCCUGACCGAGCUGACGACGCGCACCACUGGCUUGGUGCGGGGAGCAGGAACAGGCCGGACCGGGCUGGCGACGCGCACCACUGGCUUGGUGCGGGGAGCAGGAACAGGCCGGAUCGGGCUGGCGACGCGCACCACUGGCUUGGUGCGAGGGACAGGAACAGGCCGGGCUGGACUGGGAACACGCACCACAGGCUUGGUGCGGGGAGAAGGAACAGGCCGGGCCGGACUGUCGACGCGCACCACUGGCUUGGUGCGGGGAGCAGGAACGGGCCGGGCUGGACUGGGAACACGCACCAUUGGCUUGGUGCGGGGAGACAGAACGGGCCGGGCCGGACUGUGGAGGCGGACUGGAGGUCUGGAGCGGAGAGCUGACACAACCCGUCCUGGCUGAAUGCCUAUCUCCACACAAUAUGUGUGAGGCAUCAGCACAGGACAUACAGGGCUGUGCACUCGUACUGGCGCUACAGCACGUGGCACUGGCGCAGGAUAUCCGGGACCGAGGAGGGGUACUGGAGGCCACGAGCGUUGAGCCGGCACACUCCGUCCUGGCUGCAUGCCCACCUUAGCACAACACGUGCGUGGUGCUAGCACAGGACGUACAGGACUGUGCCGGAACACUCGCGGCACAGUACGUGGCUCCGCAUAACACGGAGCCUGCCCAGUCUCACGCUCCCUAGCCUGAGUACGGGGAGUUGGCUCUGCUCUACCUCUAGGCUCCGCCAACCACCCCUUUAGCCCCCCCCCAAAAAAAUAUUGGGGCUGUCUCUCGGGCUUCCUCCUCGGCCGGUACCCUCUGCGUUGCCGCUGCUCCUCUCUGUAGCGCGCCUCCACAGUCUCCUCCCAGGGACGGCGAUCCAUUCCGGCCUGAAUCUCCUCCCAAGUCCAGGAUCCCUUCCCGUCCAGGAUCUCCUCCCAAGUCCAGGCUGUCUGUUCCUGGACACGCUGCUUGGUCCUCUUUUGGUGGGAUCUUCUGUCACGAUCGUCAUAAUAAGCGGACCAAGGCGCAGCGUGAUAAGCGUACAUUCUUUUAAUGAGUACACACACGAACAAAACAAUAAACGAUACGUGAAGUCCUAGGGUUAAACACAAACCUUACGGAUCAAGAUCCCACAAUACAAAAGUGCCAACAGGCUGCCUAAGUAUGGUUCCCAAUCAGAGACAACGAGAAUCAGCUGCCUCUGAUUGGGAACCACCCUGGCCAACAUAGAAAACACGAACUAGAACACAACAUAGAAAAUAACACAUAGAAACUCCACACCCUGGCUCAACAUAUAAGAGUCCCCAGAGCCAGGGCGUGACAGAGGCUUUGGAGUGUGAAAUAGCAAUAAGGAUAAUUGUUGGAAUGCACAUAUACAAGGAUCUGUUUGUGUCUCUCCCUUUGUCAGUAUUUCCAACAAUGCUCUGGAAAACAAAGGUCUGAAGAAGUUGUUGGACCUCUUACCUCAGCUUAGCAACAUACAGGAAAUCAAGUAAGAAUUGCUAUAGCAACCCAAAUGUAUUUACCUUUUCUUCCUUUUUUGUCUGUUUUUUUCCCUUUUAAUCUUUGUUUCUGACCAUGGAAUUUCAGUAUACCCUCAUUUUGUUUUAGUGUCAGUGAGAAUGCAGUCAGCAUGGAAGGGGUGAUGCUGCUAGCUGGAACGCUGUGCUCACACAGGAACAUGAGUGAAGUGAAUGUCAGGUAUUCACAUCCCAUUACUGUCUUAUACAAACCAACAAAUGUGUACACGAACAGACAUGCUUGAAACCGGCAUGGUAGAAAGUGUUUGAAAUCAUGUCUAGUAUUAUGUUUGCAUUUGUGAUGAUGAUUAACUAUAAACAUGUUAUAUUUAUCAGUCAUGGGGGGAAUAAGAAGCUGUUCCUGAAAUUCCACUCCAGUAAAAGGUAAUAGAGCAAUAGAGUAAUAGCAAUAUACUGUAUAAUAGCUCCUCUUUCUGACUAUGUUGCUGUCGAAAUACCAAUUCUGUGACUCAGUAAGAUGUUGUAGUCCUAAUAACAGUUCACUGCAUCUCUGUCAUUUCAGAAUACAAUCAACAGGAUUGGAACAGUGUAAGAAACUCAGGUAGGACAUAGAGCAAUAUGUAACUUUUUGGGCGUCCCAACCAAAUUCACGUAGUUAUAAUGUGAGUUAUAGAUCUGUCAUUCUCAAUUAGAGCUUUCGCGCAAAAAGCCAUAACAUUCACUAUUGGAGUUCUGCGUGGUUAAGAUAAAAUCAUACAUCGAAUUACCUUGAGUACCUGUAGCGGUCCUGUGGGUGGGUGCAACUGUCAGGUGGGUGGGUGCAACUGUCCUGUGGGGGGGCUACUGAGCUUCACACUUUUUCUCUUGUAGUUGUUCUGCAUCUUAUUGAAUGUGUGAGUCGGCGGGGCUCUGUCUGAGGGAGGAGGGGGGAGGGGGAGGGGGUGAGGGUAAAAAGUCUAGCGUCCUACUCUUUUAUUUUUUGUUUAAGUUCAUGACUGAAUGUGGGCGGGGAGAGGGUGGGGGGACAGAGGGUUAAUGUGACUCUGUCAAUAUAAAUGAAAUGAAAUAAAAAUGUUAUCACAAAAAAAUAGACCUAUCAUUCUCAUUGAAAGUGAGUCUAAGAAGCGGUAGAUAAGUUCUAUGUGCGCUAUUUCUAUGCUUCCCGUGCUUAAGUUUUGUUUUUUGCGCCUUUUACUUUCGGUUUUGUACAGCAACUUCAAACUGCAGAAAAUACAAUAUUUUUGUUUAUGGACAAUAUAUUUCACAUCAGUUUAGAUGGUACAAUGAUUCUCUACACUAUACUUGCUUGUUUUAACACAUAAACUGAAAUUAGGCAAACUAUUAGAGUUUUAGCAACCAGGAAAUGGCAGAGCGAUUUCUGCAUAGUGCAUCUUUAACAUGAAAAAAUAGUUUCUGAGUUUUUCUUGUCCACUGAAUUUAUGUCCCAUUCACUUAACCCUCCCGUUGUCCUAGGGUCAAAAUGACCCGCCACUGUGUUGAACCAACUUUAUUUAAUUUUUAUAUUUUUUGGAUCAUUUGUGAGAAGGAGGCAGUGAUACUUUCUUUAAAGUCUCACUGCCUCCUUCUCACAAAUGAUCCCAAAAAUAUAAAAAUUAAAUAAAGUUGGUUCAACACAGUGGCGGGUCAUUUUGACCCUAGGACAACGGGAGGGUUAACUCUGAAAUAUAAUCCCAAACAUGUUUUUGUUUUAGUCUAACUCACAGUAGUAUCCAGCCCACUGACAUGAACAAGCUGUGUAGAAGACUAGUACAGUGUCCCAGCCCACUGGAGCUAGAGUGAGUUCUACUGUUACCCCUAUCUCUGUCAGUGUUCUGUCUCUGUCUUUCAGAGUUCUCUUCUCUCUUUAUUUCUUACCAGGUUACAAGUUUUCCUCCUUCCCAAUCCUCUGAAAAUAUUCUGUCUGUUGUAGUUCCUUUCUCAGCAGUCUUCUAACAUGAUAUUGUGAUCAGUUUCUCCCAUGGAUCCCUAAAGGACGAGGCUAUUGAAAAUCUAUUGAAGAUCCUGCCUAAGAUGACAUCUCUUCAGCUUCUCAAGUAAGUAUGCGUCACCCUGCUCAGUAAUGAUAAUGUCAGGGUCACAACACCGGUAAGGUUAGAAAGUGAAUGAUAUACAUUUCUCAUCAUUCUCCUUCGCCUCCUCCCUGCCUCCCAUAGUAUGAGCCAUGUCCAGAUGUCUACGGAUGGAGCGUUGUUAUUGGUCAGAUCUCUGAUAGACUGCCAACGUGUCAGAGCUGUGGAACUCCGGUAUGUACGGCUCAGGAUGUUCAGGUCAUCGUUCAUUCAUGUGGUUCAUACAUUUGGUUUUAUAUAUAUAUUAACUGUGUUUACAUAAAUUACCUUAAAUAUUGAUGUGCUUUUAAGGCCCCAAGGAGAAGCCUUCAUCAAGUUUGUCAACAUGAAAGCAGAACAAGCAACUUGCAGGUGAAUGUGUUUUCUCUGAUUAUACUGUUCCCACAUAUAGAAAUGCUAUAUUACAUGGCAUGUUAUAUUACAUUACAGAAAUUAGUUGUAGGUUAAUUAAGUGGUUUUUUAAAUCGGCCACAUCUUAUGUAGAGUUCCUUCAAGACCAGAGUAGAUAACCUCUGUGAUCUACAUGAGUUGUGGUCUACAACUUUCUCUCCUCUCUGUAACCUGGUUUAACCUCUCUGUCUGUCUGUCUGUCUGUCUGUCUCUCCUCUGCAGACUCACUCAGUACACACUGAGCAGUGGGGAUGUGGAGAAACUCUCUGGGAUCCUGGAGAAGUGUCCUCGUCUGUCUGACCUGGAGUGAGUGUCUGUGUCCCCUCUCCUCAAACACAUCCCUGUUCCUGCUUCACACUGUCCACAUUUUAGCAAAAAGAACAGUGUUUAUAAAUUAUGAUGUACUCGUAACUACUGCACUGUAUUCACAGAAAUACCUUACACUACUAGUGUAUACAGUGGGGAAAAAAAGUAUUUAGUCAGCCACCAAUUGUGCAAGUUCUCCCACUUAAAAAGAUGAGAGAUGCCUGUAAUUUUCAUCAUAGGUACACGUCAACUAUGACAGACAAAUUGAGAAAAAAAAAUCCAGAAAAUCACAUUGUAGGAUUUUUAAUGAAUUUAUUUGCAAAUUAUGGUGGAAAAUAAGUAUUUGGUCACCUACAAACAAGCAAGAUUUCUGGCUCUCACAGACCUGCAACUUCUUCUUUAAGAGGCUCCUCUGUCCUCCCCUCGUUUCCUGUAUUAAUGGCACCUGUUUGAACUUGUUAUCAGUAUAAAAUACACCUGUCCACAACCUCAAACAGUCACACUCCAAACUCCACUAUGGCCAAGACCAAAGAGCUGUCAAAGGACACCAGAAACAAAAUUGUAGACCUGCACCAGGCUGGGAAGACUGGAUCUGCAAUAGGUAAGCAGCUUGGUUUGAAGAAAUCAACUGUGGGAGCAAUUAUUAGGAAAUGGAAGACAUACAACACCACUGAUAAUCUCCCUCGAUCUGGGGCUCCACGCAAGAUCUCACCCCGUGGGGUCAAAAUGAUCACAAGAACGGUGAGCAAAAAUCCCAGAACCACACGGGGGGACCUAGUGAAUGACCUGCAGAGAGCUGGGACCAAAGUAACAAAGCCUACCAUCAGUAACACACUACGCCGCCAGGGACUCAAAUCCUGCUGUGUCCCCCUGCUUAAGCCAGUACAUGUCCAGGCCCGUCUGAAGUUUGCUAGAGUGCAUUUGGAUGAUCCAGAAGAGGAUUGGGAGAAUGUCAUAUGGUCAGAUGAAACCAAAAUAUAACUUUUUGGUAAAAACUCAACUCGUCGUGUUUGGAGUACAAAGAAUGCUGAGUUGCAUCCAAAGAACACCAUACCUACUGUGAAGCAUGGGGGUGGAAACAUCAUGCUUUGGGGCUGUUUUUCUGCAAAGGGACCAGGACGACUGAUCCGUGUAAAGGAAAGAAUGAAUGGGGCCAUGUAUCGUGAGAUUUUGAGUGAAAACCUCCUUCCAUCAGCAAGGGCAUUGAAGAUGAAACGUGGCUGGGUCUUUCAGCAUGACAAUGAUCCCAAACACACCGCCCGGGCAACGAAGGAGUGGCUUCGUAAGAAGCAUUUCAAGGUCCUGGAGUGGCCUAGCCAGUCUCCAGAUCUCAACCCCAUAGAAAAUCUUUGGAGGGAGUUGAAAAUCCGUGUUGCCCAGCGACAGCCCCAAAACAUCACUGCUCUAGAGGAGAUCUGCAUGGAGGAAUGGGCCAAAAUACCAGCAACAGUGUGUGAAAACCUUGUGAAGACUUACAGAAAACGUUUGACCUGUGUCAUUGCCAACAAAGGGUAUAUAACAAAGUAUUGAGAAACUUUUUUGUUAUUGACCAAAUACUUAUUUUCCACCAUAAUUUGCAAAUAAAUGCAUUAAAAAUCCUACAAUGUGAUUUUCUGGAAUUUCUUUUCUCAUUUUGUCUGUCAUAGUUGAUGUGUACCUAUGAUGAAAAUUACAGGCCUCUCUCAUCUUUUUAAGUGGGAGAACUUGCACAAUUGGUGGCUGACUAAAUACUUUUUUUCCCCACUGUAUGCCUUGCUCAAUGGUCAAACUGUGUUUUCCCUCGCUGAAAAUUAGGGUUACAGUAUCUUGGCUGUUUUUCAACACAUUUUCUACCAACUUUUCUCAUCAUGGAUAAUAACCCUUUCUUUUAAACGAUGCAGUUUAUCCAGUAACCUUCUGAGAGACGAGGGAGUGAAGAGCUUUGUGGAUUCUCUGCCAAGGCUGCGGAUUGCCAGCUCAGUGAAGUAAGACUCAUUACAAUGGCCUAUCUUCCUUCAGCCCAUACAGUGAACUCCAUUACGGCUAGUGCUGUUCUGUUUCAUCAAGAUAAACGUCUGUCAAUUUACCUCCUCUGAUAAUCCUGUUUUAUCAGUGGUAGCAGAUGCAUCUGUUCUAUCUUUGUGGGGGUUAGUUGUGCUUGCUUGUACAGCUGUGUUCUGUUUUUAUCUGCAGUCUCGGUGAUAACAGACUCACUCAGAUGGGGGCGCUCUACCUUCUGAACACAGUGACAACCUGUGAAAAGGUGGUUGAAGUGGAAGUCAGGUAAAAUCUGUUGAACAAUACCAUGUUGGCAAAGUUAACAUUUACUUGUCUAGACCCCCAUAUAGCAGGGUUCCCCAAUAGGCGGUCCACGGGCCAAAUUCGGCCCACGGGUGAUUUUAUUUGUCUGAAAUUUGCUGAGCAAAUUUUAUUUUACAAAUUUUUUUGCGGUUGGACAUAAAAUACUGUAAAAUCACCAGGAAAUCAGCUCAAAGUGAAUUCAAUUUUUGAAAUUUGUUCCAAAUUAUUCCCACGCUUAAAUAGAGAGGCAUAUGUGAUUGUAUCCCAAUGUAAUCAAGGUUUGAAAUGAUUCCAUUUUUGUGAAAUACUAUAUCUGUUUGGGAUUCUUGCGGUCAAUUUGUACAAAUUAUUUAGAACUAUGUUCCGGCCCCACAACCAUCCGCUCAAGGAAAAAUCGUCCCACAGCUGAAUGUAACUGGGGACCCCUGCCAUAUACAGUGGGGAGAACAAGUAUUUGAUACACUGCCGAUUUUGCAGGUUUUCAUACUUACCAAGCAUGUAGAGGUCUGUAAUUUUUAUCAUAGGUACACUUCAACUGUGAGAGACGGAAUCUAAAAUCCAGAAGAAAAAAAUGUGUAUGAUUUUUAAUCCAGAAAAUCACAUUGUAUGAUUUUUAAGUAAUUAAUUUGCAUUUUAUUGCAUGACAUAAGUAUUUGAUACAUCAGAAAAGCAGAACUUAAUAUUUGGUACAGAAACCUUUGUUUGCAAUUACAGAGAUCAUACGUUUCCUGUAGGUCUUGACCAGGUUUGCACACACUGCAGCAGGGAUUUUGGCCCAUUCCUCCAUACAGACCUUCUCCAGAUCCUUCAGGUUUCGGGGCUGUCGCUGGGCAAUACGGACUUUCAGCUCCCUCCAAAGAUUUUCUAUUGGGUUCAGGUCUGGAGACUGGCUAUGCCACUCCAGGACCUUGAGAUGCUUCUUACGGAGCCACUCCUUAGUUGCCCUGGCUGUGUGUUUCGGGUCGUUGUCAUGCUGGAAGACCCAGCCACGACCCAUCUUCAAUGCUCUUACUGAGGGAAGGAGGUUGUUGGCCAAGAUCUCGCGAUACAUGGCCCCAUCCAUCCUCUCCUCAAUGCGGUGCAGUCGUCCUGUCCCCUUUGCAGAAAAGCAUCCCCAAAGAAUGAUGUUUCCACCUCCAUGCUUCACGGUUGGGAUGGUGUUCUUGGGGUUGUACUCAUCCUUCUUCUUCCUCCAAACACGGCGAGUGGAGUUUAGACCAAAAAGCUAAAUUUUUGUCUCAUCAGACCACAUGACCUUCUCCCAUUCCUCCUCUGGAUCAUCCAGAUGGUCAUUGGCAAACUUCAGACGGGCCUGGAUAUGCUCUGGCUUGAGCAGGGGGGCCUUGCGUGCGCUGCAGGAUUUUAAUCCAUGACGGCGUAGUGUGAUACUAAUGGUUUUCUUUGAGACUGUGGUCCCAGCUCUCUUCAGGUCAUUGACCAGGUCCUGCCGUGUAGUUCUGGGCUGAUCCCUCACCUUCCUCAUGAUCAUUGAUGCCCCAUGAGGUGAGAUCUUGCAUGGAGCCCCAGAUCGAGGGUGAUUGACCGUCAUCUUGAACUUCUUCCAUUUUCUAAUAAUUGCGCCAACAGUUGUUGCCUUCUCACCAAGCUGCUUGCCUAUUGUCCUGUAGCCCAUCCCAGCCUUGUGCAGGUCUACAAUUUUAUCCCUGAUGUACUUACACAGCUCUCUGGUCUUGGCCAUUGUGGAGAGGUUGGAGUCUGUUUGAUUGAGUGUGUGGACAGGUGUCUUUUAUACAGGUAACAAGUUCAAACAGGUGCAGUUAAUACAGGUAAUGAGUGGAGAACAGGAGGGCUUCUUAAAGAAAAACUAACAGGUAUGUGAGAGCCGGAAUUCAUACUGGUUGGUAGGUGAUCAAAUACUUAUGUCAUGCAAUAAAAUGCAAAUUAAUUACUUAAAAAUCAUACAAUGUGAUUUUCUGGAUUUUUGUUUUAGAUUCCGUCUCUCACAGUUGAAGUGUACCUAUGAUAAUAAUUACAGACCUCUACAUGCUUUGUAAGUAGGAAAACCUGCAAAAUCAGCAGUGUAUCAAAUACUUGUUCUCCCCACUGUAGUUAGUACUGUAAGUCUGUGUAUUGUUUAAUGUCUGUCUGUAGUUUGGGAACUGAGGAGAGGUCGCUCAUCCGCUUUGAACAGGACAGUGACUGUGGCAAAACUCUGAGGUAAGACAACAAAAAGGCUACUUUCUACUUAUAAAUGCAAUUGAAGUGGCAACACAAACACCAUACUGUAAACUAAUUUAGCUAGGCAAACAGGAAGCAUAGUUUAUUUGUUCUCAGAAAAAUAACAUAUAAAAACUGAAAGGAUUGCCAGUAUAAAUUAUAUCCAACCUCUCCCAUAUGACUCAUAGACAUGAAAUCCAUCUCUUCAGUCUCUCACCUUCUUUUUCUGCUUCAUGUUCCCUGGACCCUGCAGUCUGAGAGAGUGUCAUUUUGGGGCUGACCAUCUGCAGAGACUAGCAGAGAUUCUGAAGAGCUGUGCUGCUCAGUUGGUCAAACUGAGGUGAGAAUGGAACUGGGAGAACUGCUUGACCUUUGAGAUAAUGAACCUGAAACUCAUCAAAUUUGAAAAAGUUAAAAAAACACCACUGAAUUUGAAAGAAUCACAGAAGUACAGCAUGAUGGCAGUAGAAGGAUGAUAAUAUACUGAACAAAAAUAUAAACGCAACAUGCAACAAUUUCAACGAUUUUACUGAGUUACAGUUCAUAUAAGGAAAUCAGUCAAUUGAAAUAAAUUAAUUAGGCCCUAAUCUAUGGAUUUCACAUGACUGGGCAAGGGUGUAGCCAUUGGUGGGCCUGGGAGGGCAUAGGCAAUCACCCAAGUCAAUCAGAAUGAGUUUUUCCCUACAAAAGGGCUUUAUUAGAGACAUAAAUAUUAUUCAGCCCCCCCUCCCCUAAAACAAUCCCGCAGGUGAAGAAGACGGAUGUGGAGGUCCUGGGCUGCCGUGGUUACACGUGGUCUGCGGUUGUGAGGCCGGUUGGACAUACUGCCAAAUUCUCUAAAACGACAUUGGAAGCAGCUUAUGGUAGAGAAAUGAACAUGACAUUCUCUGGCAACAGCUCUGGUGGACAUUCCUGCAGUCAGCAUGUCAAUUGCAUGCUCCCUCAAAACUUCAGACAUCUGUGGCAUUGUGUGACAAAACUGCACAUUUUAGAGUUACUUUUUACUGUCCCCAGUACAAGGUGCACCUGUGUAAUGAUCAUGCUGUUUAAUCAGCUUCUUGAUAUGCCACACCUGUCAGGUGGAUGGAUUAUCUUGGCAAAGGAGAAAUGGUCACUAACAGUGAUGUAAAAUUUGAGAGAAAUAAGCUUUUUGUGUGUAUGGAACAUUUCUGGGAUCUUUUAUUUCAGCUCAUGAAACAUGGGACCAACACUUUACAUGUUGAUUUUAUAUUUUUGUUCAAUAUGUUAUUCCUGUAUGGUUCUGGGGAACAGUGUUUUCUCUUGUGUAUGUAGGUUAUCCUGUAACACCAUGCAGAGAGAAGGCCUCCUGGCUCUACAGAACAGCCUGACUACCCUGUCCUCAUUACACACACUGGAGUGAGCCCACACGCACGCGCGCAAGCGCAAGCGCGCACACACACACACACACACACACACACACACACACACACACACACACACACCACACACUGGUGAAUGACUCUGCAAGUUAUUGGAUGUGAAAUGACUGACUUUUUUCCCUUCAGUAUAAGAAACAACGGACUGAAUGUUCAGGUGAUUGAAGGCUUGGUGAAGCAGCUGAGGUGUGGUCAUGUCCAACGCUAUAUCAGGUGAGGAGGAGGAUAUGGGAAUAGCAUGUGGUGUCUGUGUAUUUGUGUAUCGGCUCUCUUGUGUGAGUGUGUAUGAUUCAGGUUAACAGGCUGUGUGUGUUUCCCAUCAGUAUUGAGGAGACAUGGAUCACAGCAGAAGCAGCUGUAAACCUGGUCUCCUGCUGCUUGAACCUGAACCCCAACAUACACACCAUCAGGUGAGAAUUCAUGUUGGCAUUGGGGUAAUAUUUAGAAGUAUAGGAAAAUAGAACAUGACAUUCAUAAUGUAUGUAUGAACUUAUUUUGCAGGGUAAACCAAACCAUUGUACAAAUUACUUUGGAAGAAUUCACAAAUCACACUCCUACCAGGUAAAGCUGAAAGACAUUUACGUUGUCUAUUUGCAAAAUAUUUGUAGAUGUGAAGAUAAAGAUAACAGCUCUUUCCGUUUUAACUGAGCUGGCUUUAUUUGUGUUUCAGUGGUGACUCUGUGGACAUGGCUAGCUCUCUGUCUACUGUGACCAUCAGGUGAAAGCAGCUUCCUCUGUUAUUCCUACAUCAACGGGAAUGUGUGUAAGAUGGCUCAGAAUUGGUUACUGCAUGUGAGCUCUCCCUGUUAUAUGUUCCUGUCUCUUGCGUGUUUCAGCCUGGUAGACUGUGCAGUACAAGGGAACCACCUAGUGUCUCUGCAGACUGUGCUCCAGAGAUGCACUCUGCUGCAGGACCUAGAGUAAGUAUCUGCAAGAAGGGACCAAGGACUACUUUGGAAGUAGUUAAAGUGUUUGUAAUGUCUAAUUUAAUUUAGUUAAGUUAUACCUAUUUAUUAUUUUCCUCUUUAGUUUGUCACACAACAGCGUUGGUAGAGUGGGAGCAGAGUUUCUCUGCUCUGUCCUACCAUCCUUAGUUAGUCUGAGGAAACUCAGGUGAGGCUUAUGUUUUUAUGGAUUUGGGGGUUGGAAGGGCUUUAUGUGGGUUUUGUUGGCCAAGGAUGAAUAUCUUAGGCUGCACAUGAAAAAUAUAAACAUGUUUCUGUUUUCCCGUAGUCUUGAGUCAAAAGAAACAUCUGAAGAUCUGGUAUUGCUCCUUGCCGAGGGGUUGUUGCAGGCUAAAAGCAUUGAGAGCUUGAAGUAAGUCAUUGUCAAUUCUCUCCCAUGCCUACUUGUUAUGUUUUGUUUCUGGCCCUGACUCUGACCUUUCACCACUCUCUUCUGUCUCCCUUAGUUUUUCUGGUCAUGUAAUCAGUGACAGAGGAGCUGUAGUUCUGACCAGAACACUCCAGAACCUACCAAAUAUCAGAACAAUUAAGUAAUAACUGACACGCUUUUUUUCUCUACACCUGUAUUCAACCCCCUGGCCAGUGACACAACAAUACUAAUGCUGAUCCCUCUGUCCCCCAGUCUAUCCCAGUGCUCUGGUUGGACAGCGGCAGGAGCAUUGGACCUGGUCAGAGGGCUUGGACAGUGUCUCUCUCUGGAGGGGAUCAGGUAAAAAAAACACCAACACUGACCUCCCACUGCAGCGCCACAUGACCACCAUGACUGACAGACAGCGUUGGAGAGUAUCAUUUAGCUAUUCCUAUGAUAUACUGUGUGUCCUGGGGUAAGGGUAUGAGCUAAUAUCUGUAUCCUGUCCACAGCCUUGACUUUGCACAGCUGGAUGAAGAGAGCACAGUCUCCUUGGCACAGGGGCUCCAUGCUAUGACCUCCUUGAAGAGGCUAAAGUGAGUAGUGCUUCCUGAAGAAGAACGUAGUGGGCUUUGCCAUGCCUGAGACAAAUGUGGUGUAGAGCGUUAUCUUUACCAAUGAUUUGUGAUCUGUCCGUAGUCUGAAUAAGAAAGUUACCAUGGUGACUGGAUCCCCAGGGGAGGGGGCCACACUGGUCCUACUGGCCUCUCUGGAGGGGCUCAGAGGGAUGGAGGAGAUAGAGUGAGUAGAAUAAUGAUGUCAAGUAGUAUCUGACUUCUGCAUGGACUAGACAUCACUUCUGAUGUGGUAUUGUCAAUGUGUGUCUGGCCUGCAGGUUGGAGGGGAUGAGGAUGUCAGAUAAAGGAGUAGAGGAGCUUAUCAAACACCUGCCCACCUGGACAGGCCUGAGGAAGAUCAGGUAGGGUCCAGGGAUUAUUGAACUGGAGGAAUGGCUGGGGAACAGACCUGGACAAAAAAUAGCUUACAUAAUUAAUGUGUCAAAUUAAGCUAAGACAUGCAUCAUCAAUCUGUCAAAUUAUCCAAUCUUAGAACCUGUCAAAGGACCAGCUGAUAUUCAAAUGGGCUUCAUGGGUACAACUUUGGUGUGUGUAGGAUUUAGGCAGACAUUUUAAAAGUGUCAUCAUGAAAGAGGUAUAGAGCUGGUUCAAAGUGCUGAUUGGUUGUAAAGACACACCUUUAUUAUAUUGUCCUCACAAAGUUUAGCCUAUUCUACUUUCUGAACUGGUUCAGAGGAAACAUACUGAGGAAACAUACUGGUAUUAUGAUCUAUGAUAUGAAGUGUACCUGUUUCUCUCUCAAUCAUUAGAAGAGGAGAGUGUUCACCCAUAUCUCUGUAUAAAAAACACAGACUGGGAUGUCAUUCAACCUCUUUGUCUUUGUGUGUCAGCCUGUCAGAGAACUGUAUCGGUGACCAAGCAGGAGAGAGGCUGGUCCAGGCCCUGGCUAACUGCACAGAACUGGAGGUACUCCAGUAAGGCCAAGUUCUAAAUAUCUAUCCAUACUGCCCUAUUUCUAAUGGGCUUUCAAAAUGGACAAAAAUAAAAGGUUAGAAUUUUGACUGCAAACAAUGCACCGCCUGACCCAUUACGUUAUAUCUCAGUCUGUCCAGAAAUAAACUCAGCCUAGCCUGUGCUGCCAAGAUGGGACAAGUUCUGCCCACUCUCACUCACCUCAGGGUUCUAGAGUAAGUAUAUUUCCAUCUGUUCUUUUGUUUGGCUUGGAUCAUGUUACGUUUAUUUAUUGAUUAUAUGCAUAUAUUGCAAUGUAACUGCAGCCCUAACCCUUGUUUAUGUUCACGGUUGUGUUUUUGUGAAAAGUCUCUCAGAGAACCCGAUUGGUAGAGAAGGAUCUGUCAGUAUCUCCAAUGCGCUGAUCUUCAUGAAACAUUUGACAAAGAUACAGUAAGAUAUACCCUAUGUAAUCUGCCACAUACAGACUGUGUAUACUCUGCUCAAUCUUGGGGAAUGCAGAGGAGAGGUAAGCUGUUAAUGUACUUGUUGUCUUUCAGCUUGACCUCCAUAGGGACUUCAGAGCUGACUGGUCUAGCUGCCAGCUUGGCUUCCUGUGUCUGUGCAGAGGAUGUCAGGUAAGGGCCUCAGUGUCAGGAGGAACUUAUACAGGCAGCAAAGAGCUUUAUUCUUCUGGUUCUCAUGUUCAUGACCAAUGUUACCAUGUUCCCUUACUCUCUUUUUCACUCCCUGUUAAUUGUGUCAGUUUUGCGUGGAAUGAUUGUGGAGAUGAUGUCGCAGUGAAGCUUUCCGAAGUUUUACCACAAUGCCAGAAGCUAAGGAGACUUGAGUGAGUGUUGAGUUUACAGUUAUGCACAUUGACUUGUCGUAAAUAGACCUGAUAAUCAGAUCAUUGUUUUUAUAUCUUUGAUUUUAGUCUUGAGUCGAACAGUAUCAGCGCUACUGGAGCAGAAGCACUUGCCAGAAGCUUACAGUCUUGUCCGUCGCUUGAAGUGAUCAGGUACAUUUAAAUUUUAUUCAUAUAGCAGACACUGUUAUCCAGAGCAACUUAGAGUUAGUUAGUGCAUUCAUCUUAAGAUGGCUAGGUGAGACAACCACAUGUCGUAGUAAUUGCAUUUUUCCUCAAUAAAGAAGUUAUCAGCAAAGUCAGUCCUAGUAGGAAAAGAUAAGUGCAAGAAACCUUUUUUUUUUUGGGGGGGGGGGGUCUUAUUUAAGAUACUACAUGAAGAGGUAGGGUUUCAGACGUUUUUGGAAGAGAAACUGGUUCCACCAUUGGGGUGCCAGCCAGGACAGAGAAGAGAUUUGACUGGAAUGAGCGGGAGCUGACCUCCCUUAGGGGUGGGACGACCAAGAGACCAGAGCUGGCUUGGAAAUGUAGCUUGAAAAUGUUUAGUUGAAUUCUGUCAAUCGUAUUAAUGUACUUAUGCUGACUAUCAACCAGAAAUUGGGUACUAUCUUUGUUGUGUACAAUGCCAGUAAUACUUAUUUCCUCUCCCUGUUUGACCAGACUGUGGAGGAAUAGUAUCUCUACCAGUGAUGCCCAGAGACUGAGACAGAGGGAGAAGAGGCUCAACUUCUUCUCCACA
Molecule: messenger RNA, 17010 nt
Organism: Coregonus sp. 'balchen'
Lineage: Eukaryota; Metazoa; Chordata; Actinopteri; Salmoniformes; Salmonidae
Source: the annotation of a GenBank genome assembly